CGGAUCAAAUUUUUCAAUAUCUGCGUAUUUUUAAAUGUGACAUUAAACGCGUAAAUCAUACUGUUAUUAUAAAUGUUGUUAAACGAAAUGUUAUGUUGCCAAAAUUUAGUGAUCAUUCUUAUCUUUCACCUUUUUCAAUUAUUUUCUUAUCUUCUUUUUUUCUUUCACUUCAUUACCUUCAAACCAACGUUAUUUUCUACACACAUGUACAAGACAAUCAUCAUAGAUAAAAUCAAUUCAGUGAAAGAAAAUCAUACCAAGAAGGAAAAUCCGCCCGAGCAUACCAAAUGUAAGGACUGUAAUGAUUUGGGUCACUUUAAUAAAAAUUACCCGGGAUGCAAGUACCAUAAAGCUAUAUCCGCCGAUGAUGUUGGGACUCGCAAUAAGAAGAGAAAACAGAGCGCCAGUGUUAAAGCAGAGAAGAAAGCAGUGAAAAAGAAGAGAACAGCAUCACAGGCUGUAGAGUGUUCCAGUUGUGGGAAUGAUGACCAUGCUUCUCCUCGUUCGCCUCUUUGUCCUAAUCACAUACAAUCAAAGGACGAGGCCAUUUCAUCUGUCCUUGGCCAUGAUUCUACUGUUUUUGCGAGGAAGCUUCCUAUCGACAGUGCCGUUUUACCACAGUUUCGUGAAAAGUUCAAGGAAAAGGUCAUCUCCUGCUGCAAGGACAUCAGAGCUAUAGUGUUUCGCUGCCAGCUAUUUGUUAAUGCCUACCUCGUGCAUAAUAAGAAUGCCAUUCCUUCAGAAGUCUUCACACAGCAAUUUUGGUAUUCUGUUGGACAACUCGUUACGGGCAAAAAGGUUACUCACAAGAAGGCGCUGAACGACGACAUCAAAAAUUAUUUUGAUGACUUUAAGGAAAAGCAUCCGACAAUAGUAAUCAGUCAGAGCUUCACUAAAGGUUACAGCCACUGUCUCACAGAAGCCGCCAAGGAGAUAAGCGUUUCGUAUACUAACUCUAUUGUUGAGCUUUUUGAACAACGAGUGCUUAAAUAUCUAACCUAUAAGCUGCAAAACAUGUUUGUUAGCAUGAAGAAGACCGACGCAGUGGAAAUAUCAAAAGAAUACUGCUACCAAGUAAUUUGCAAAGGCGAACCCAACUGGCCUGAUAGAAUCAUGCUUAGUAAAGAAGACAAAAGCAAGAUAGAGAUGCUAUGCAAAAGCUUUGAGAAACUUAUAACGGAAAAGGUUACGCUGCUUUCCUUAUCAUCCGAUCCCGCCAAGUUUACCAAAGCAUUAUGGCACAUCCUAUCCUCGUAUGAAAAGGAACAUGACGAACAUGCAGCUUACGAUGUCCGUAGAUUACCGUUACCGAAGCGCUUCUUCCCUUUCCCUCUGCCUUCGCUCCAUUGGCGUUUCAUCUCCAUAAGCGUCAACUCGCUCCUUCCAUUCAUGUUUCCCGGUAUAGCUCCGAAAGGCUAUACAAAUCAACUCGAAAAGUUUUAUCAAGUGUUCAGCUUUAAGAAGAUGGGAUUUGAUAGUUUGAAUGACCUCAAGACAAGCCAAGAGACCC
Molecule: messenger RNA, 1510 nt
Organism: Mycotypha africana
Lineage: Eukaryota; Fungi; Mucoromycota; Mucoromycetes; Mucorales; Mycotyphaceae
Exons: 5
Source: RefSeq, a predicted model, not a curated record